UAAGAGUUCAACUGGGUCAACCUAUGACGGUGACAUGCGUUUUAAGCGAGGCGCUUCAGAGCGUCAGUUGGCUUUAUUGGUACAAGCAGAGCGCAGGAGACACUCUGAAAUUAGUUUCAAUGCUGCGUAAAAACACAAACCCCACUUAUGGACCAGGAUUUUCUGCCUCAAGGUUCAACACAACUUAUGAUGACAAAAUGAGCAACUUGACAAUCUUGAAGACUGCUACAGGAGAUGAAGGAAUGUAUCACUGUGCUUACAUUAACUGGCUCCAAACUAAGUGGAGUGGAACUUACUUGUCAUUAAAAGGAUCAAGGAGAACAUCAAACUACAAAGUUGUUCAGCAGCCUGAAGUUUCACAUUCUGCUAAUCCAGCAGACUCGGUGUCUCUGCAGUGCUCAUUCCUCACUGACUCUGACCAAACGUCUUGUUCAGAGGAACCCAGUAUGUUCUGGAUUAGAUCUGGAUCUGACAAAUCUUACCCGGUUCUCAUCUACACUGGUGGAAAAAGAUCAGGUAAUUGUGAAAAGAGAGCCGACGUUCAGAAGAGAUGUAUUUAUAACGUCUCGAUGAAAGCAAGCUCCUCUGAUGUUGGGACUUACUACUGUGCUGUCGCCAAAUGUGGAGAGAUAUUAUUUGGAAAUGGAGCCAACCUGAAUAUUCAAGAAUCGGGUCUGUGGCCGUCGGAGGCCAUCACAGUCACUUUUGUUCUGUCUACUGCCAUAAGUUUAAUAGCCCUACUUAUCCUCAUCUGCUCCUCAAACAAAAACAAAUGUGAACAAUGUCAAGGUAAUACAAGAUAA
Molecule: messenger RNA, 803 nt
Organism: Xiphophorus couchianus (Monterrey platyfish)
Lineage: Eukaryota; Metazoa; Chordata; Actinopteri; Cyprinodontiformes; Poeciliidae
Exons: 3
Coding region: 24-803 (259 amino acids)
Biological process (GO): response to bacterium
Source: RefSeq, a predicted model, not a curated record